AUGUCCAUCAAAUCAGACUUCAACAGCAAGCUGUGGACAGACAUUCGGUGUCCAGAGUGUCGCGAGCUUCUGGAAUACGUCGACAUUCAGAAGUACGCAGAUGAGGAAACCUUUGCCCGGUACGAGGCUCUGGCCCUCCGAGCGGCCAUGGCCGAGGCCGAUAGAUUUAUCUGGUGCACAGCAAACUGCGGCUCCGGUCAGCUCCACGACGUGGAAGGUCAGCCCAAGGUGACUUGCUUACACUGCGGCCAGCGCUCUUGCUUUAAUCACAACGUCGUGUGGCACGAAAAUCUGACAUGCGAGGAAUAUGAUGCGUUGCUACGAGAUCCCGAGAACUUUCGCUCCCGUAUCGAGAUGGAAUACGAGGAACUGGACUCGGCGAGACAGGCCCUGGAGGAUGCCGACCGCGCCGUGGCCCAGGGCCUCAUGGCGGAGCAGCAGGCAGAGGUACAUGAACGUGAGAGCAAGGAACGCGACGAAAGGGAACGGGCACGCAGAGCAGUGGCCCUAGCCAGGAAAGUUGCUGCCCGGCGCAAAGCUGAAGAAGAACAGAGUCGGAUAACUGUGGACCAAACGACAAAACCGUGCCCUGGAUGUGGUUGGGCCAUUGAGAAGAACUCUGGUUGUCGCCUCGUUCCUGUCCCUGGAAUGGUGCUACACUGUAACCUGGCGCAAACCUAUGCUCACAUUAUCAUAGGCAUCAAGUGCCGCUACGAAUUCUGCUGGGGCUGUUACACUACCUGGGAACAGACGCACAGCGUCCGGUGCCGAGGCAUUGCGUCUCUAGUGUAG
Molecule: messenger RNA, 792 nt
Organism: Colletotrichum graminicola M1.001
Lineage: Eukaryota; Fungi; Ascomycota; Sordariomycetes; Glomerellales; Glomerellaceae
Product: IBR domain-containing protein
Exons: 3
Coding region: 1-792 (263 amino acids)
Biological process (GO): positive regulation of proteasomal ubiquitin-dependent protein catabolic process; ubiquitin-dependent protein catabolic process; protein polyubiquitination
Cellular component (GO): cytoplasm; ubiquitin ligase complex
Molecular function (GO): ubiquitin protein ligase activity; ubiquitin conjugating enzyme binding; zinc ion binding
Source: RefSeq, a predicted model, not a curated record